This is a messenger RNA of Pelmatolapia mariae (spotted tilapia), 579 nucleotides long. Its product is annotated as ras-related C3 botulinum toxin substrate 1-like. Bases 1 to 579 code for a protein of 192 amino acids. Lineage: Eukaryota; Metazoa; Chordata; Actinopteri; Cichliformes; Cichlidae. Gene Ontology annotation, cellular component: cytoskeleton; cell projection; cytoplasmic vesicle. Gene Ontology annotation, biological process: establishment or maintenance of cell polarity; regulation of actin cytoskeleton organization; engulfment of apoptotic cell. Gene Ontology annotation, molecular function: GTP binding; protein kinase binding; GTPase activity. The record is from RefSeq and is a predicted model, not a curated record. The transcript is spliced from 6 exons.
AUGCAACCCAUUAAGUGUGUUGUCGUUGGAGACGGAGCAGUGGGUAAGACCUGUCUGCUCAUCAGCUACACCACCAAUGCCUUUCCUGGAGAGGAAAUUCCCUCUGUGUUCGACAACUACUCCACCAAUGUUAUGGUGGAUGGGAAGUCAGUGAACCUGGGCCUUUGGGAUACAGCAGGACAAGAAGACUACGACAGAAUCCGCCCCCUUUCCUACCCAGAGACGAAUGUGUUUCUCAUCUGCUUUUCACUCGUGAUGCCUGCCUCGUAUGAAAACAUCCGUCAUAAGUGGUGCCAUGAGGUGAAACACCAUUGUCCCAACACUCCCAUAAUCCUCGUAGGCACCAAACUGGACCUGAGAGAUGACAAGGGCACCCUGGAGAAGCUGAAGAAGAAUAAAAUCUCUCCAAUUACUUAUUCUCAAGGAGUGGCCCUGUCCAAAGAGAUUGGUUCUGUCAAGUACCUGGAGUGCUCAGCCCUGACGCAACAUGGCGUUAAAACUGUGUUUGAUGAGGUCGUUCGGGCCGUCCUGUGCCCUUCACCCAUCAAAAAGAAGGCAAAUAAAUGCUCUGUCCUCUAA